AUGUUCCAGAUCCUCACAAUACUGUUGCUGGAAACACAGCUCUCCAUGGUUUCAGCUUUAUUUAUAGUUGAAGUUCCUCAACAGCUCUACACUGCAGAGUAUGGGAACAAUGUGACCAUGGAAUGCAGAUUUCCUGUGAAUGGCUCAGUAAAUCUAGGACUCCUGACUGUUGUUUGGGAGCAGAAAAGGCAAGGCUGGUUGAAAUCAAAAGAGGUAUACACAUUCCGCAAUGGGAAGGCACUCCAUCCAUCCCAACAUCCUGAUUAUACAGGAAGAGCAUCACUUCUGCACAGUGAACUGAAGGCUGGACGAGCCAUCCUUCAGAUCACCAAUGUGAAGAUCACAGAUGCAGGAUCAUACCUUUGUCUCAUUGACUACCAGGGUGUGGACUAUAAGUACAUUGCUUUGAAAGUAAAAGCACCUUACAAGAGAAUAAACACUCAAUUAAUGAGAAUACCAGGUGAAGACAAGUUUGUUUUUAUGUGCCAGUCAGAAGGCUUUCCUCUGGCAGAGGUUUUCUGGCAAAAUGAGAACUUCAAUCUCAGUGGACCUGUAAAUACCACCUAUACACUGACUGCAGAUGGCCUCUACAAUGUCACCAGCAUCCUGAUAUUCAAACCAAAUAUGAAUGACAACUACACCUGUAUCUUCUGGAAUAAAGAACUGAAUGGAGAAACUUCAGCUCACAUUUCCACUUUAGCUUUAAUGAGUACACAGUAUAGUGGACAAAAAUUCCUGAUCUCUUUAAUCAUCCCCACAUGUGUGACUGUAGCUGUCCUUCUCUCUGUAAUAAUAAUUUUUCAGAAGAGAAAAUCAUUCAGGAAUGAGCAACCUUUAACAGACAGGAAAAGAAAACUGAACCCUAAUGCAAAGGAUGAGAACAGUGAUGAUUUUAACUCUUAGACUGAGGCUUUAUACUUGUCAACUGUCACAGCUUCAAGAGAGAGUGGGAGUGUGGGUCUGUGAAAAUUCUUCAUCUUUCAUGCCAUAUUUUGCACUUUUUCAAUCUCUUUUUGGGGACUUCAAAAGAAAAUUACAGCACUUUAGGCUUGGGAUAAACACUGAACACAUGGGGAUGUAUUUGCACUGCAGCGAUAGAAAGCUAUACCUCCUCAGCGUAUCUCCUUGAAGUUACUGAGAACUAAGCUGUCAUGAAAUGUGGUUUACCACUGUGGAGAGGUCAUCUGAGCGCCUUUAAUACACUUUACUCUUGGAUUUACUGUUGCUCAAGGGAUUUUUGUUUAAGAAUGCCUUUAUUAAUUGUUU
Hirundo rustica (Barn swallow) is the source of this 1266-nucleotide messenger RNA. RefSeq names its product programmed cell death 1 ligand 2-like. The transcript is spliced from 6 exons. The record is from RefSeq and is a predicted model, not a curated record. Gene Ontology annotation, biological process: cell surface receptor signaling pathway; cellular response to lipopolysaccharide; T cell costimulation. Gene Ontology annotation, cellular component: external side of plasma membrane. NCBI's taxonomy places the organism in Eukaryota, Metazoa, Chordata, Aves, Passeriformes, Hirundinidae. The coding region runs from base 1 to 903 and encodes 300 amino acids.